Molecule: messenger RNA, 4541 nt
Organism: Biomphalaria glabrata
Lineage: Eukaryota; Metazoa; Mollusca; Gastropoda; Planorbidae
Exons: 4
Coding region: 508-1248 (246 amino acids)
Source: RefSeq, a predicted model, not a curated record
CUGCGGUCAAAAUUUAUCAACAUCUACUGACCUAGUCUGGUCUAUGACUCUAUCUAGACUAGACUAGACUAGACUAUCUAGGUCUAGAUUUAGAUUAUAAGAGACUAGAAUCACUAGACUCUAGAUCUAUAUAGAUUGCACUAGCUCUACGACUACAUAUACACUUAUACAGAUAUAGUGUACAUAGAUUCUAGUAAUAAAUCUAGAAUCUAGAUUUAGAAUUUAGAUCUAGUCUAGUAACAUUUUUGAAGUUCAGAAGUACCUCCCUCAGAAUUGUAAUAUUAAAUAUAUAUUGUAUUAUCACUAAUAUCACAAGUACUCUAGUCUAGACUCUAGUCUAGAGAAGAGACACUCAGACAGUAGAGCUCAGUUACACUCAGUAGAAUACUCUGCAAAGAAAACACAUGUAUAUAACAAAGAUCAAAGAGCCAUUACAAUGUGAACUACAUUGAUCUAAUAUCCUAAACUAUUUUUGUGUGUGAAUAUUUUGCUUCAUUUGCAUAAAGAAUGUCAGUACUAAAUAGAAUGAUAACAUUGAUCAGUUGUGGACAUAAGAAGAUUGUCGCUGUAUUAAGAGCAUUUGCAUAUUAUGUUCCAUGGAAAGCAGUUUAUAUUGUAUUUAUUUUUUUCAUUUUGACUCUCUAUCUGAUGUUUAUUGUCAUCAAUGACCGCUUCAUGCAUCACAUUCCAUGGUAUGAGCGCUCUGCACCUUGCCAAACUCCUAAAUCCACAUUGGACCUCAUGGUCAAUCUGACAUUUACAGUCUCUGACGUACUCACCAAGUAUGGGGUUAACUAUGUGAUGUGUUAUGGCACCUUGUGGGGAGCUCUACGGUAUGGAACCAUUUUACCCUGGGAUAAUAAUGUGGAUUUUUGUGCUUUGACAUCUGAAAUACAUAAAAUAGACCUACUAACACUAAGAAAGCAUUUAGAGCCAGAAGGUGUCACUGUUGUUCGGAACUAUCGUCGUGGGACAUACACUAUAACCAAGGGACCAGCUGAGGUGGUCAUUAAUGUUUUCUAUGUGACACCAUUUGGUGAGGUUCUACAGGAUGGCUUUGAGAACAGGUUUCUUUGGUUCUUUCAGGACAGCCCACUGUCAUUUCCUCAGAGGCUUAUGGCUAUUCCAUUUAAAACCAUGCCCUUUCACAAUCGCCCCUUGCCUGUUCCUCAUGAUGAUUUAGAGAUGUUAAAAUACUUGUACAAAGAUGACUGGUGGAUUGAGAAGAAACCCCCAGAUUGUAAAUGAAAAAAACUAAGUACUGUAUAGAUUAAUCUGUGGUGCUCGCAACUGAUUAUGUAACACAAUCAUAUGACAACAAAGUUGAAGAUUAAAAACAUUUUUUUUUACUUGUAACUAGCAUAUAUACAAAAUUGUUGACAAGUUUUCCUAUGCAGUGUAUUAAAUUGACUUGGUUCAUGGUUGGAAUCGUACAUGGAUAUACUGUGAUUUUUCUCCACAAUUUUUAUUGAGGAUUUCAAUGUGCUACUAUAAACAUAAAUCAUUUUCUUUUGAAAUUUAUAUGCUCUAACAUUUAUAGUGGUUUUAUGAUUUUUUAAUAUCUUUUGUUUUCUUAUAUAGCUUUGGUUUAUUGAGGGCAUACAGCAUAAUAACUCCCCUCCCCCCCAAAAGAGCAAUCUACAAUCUUCCAUCUAAGAACAGGACACACAGAUCUUUAAAUUAUCACCUUAACAAAUAAAUCCCACUCACCCACCCCUCUUUAGACACUGCACCCAACCUUAUGAAAAUGUGAUUUGAAUGUCCCAUUUUAAUUCACCUUUGGUGGACCCUACUACCAUUAUACACCAACAUAACCAACAAUCUGUAUGGCAGUGCUGGACAACUGAAAAACACAGCAACUGCUUUUCUAUGGGACAGACUGCAAAAAAUCCUACAGCUCAGCAGUAAAAAGCUGGCUAGAAAAAGAAGAAGGCAUAAUAACACUAGUAAAUGUCAACUCAUUUUUAGAUGUUGUUUUGACAGGGUUAAUAUUUCUUUUAUGUUGCUUGCAAUACUUAGCAACAUAUGAUAUUAUGUUCAGGUUUAAGAGACAUUCCAAUAAUUUUUGGGCAUGAAAAUUUUGAUUGUGGGCAUGUUUGAACAUGUAUAUUUUAAUUUGAUAAUAAAAUAGUUAAGAUUCUAGUUGUCUUAGGUAUUUCUUUCAUUCACAUCUGUAAUUGAUACCACAAUACUUGAUGAAUUUUCUUUAUAAAGAGAUUUUAGGCAAGAUGUCAAAAGCUAUCAUUAAUAAAAAUCAACUUUAGUAUACAAAAAGCUGCAUGGAUUAGGGAAGAAACAAACUAGAUCAUGGUGUACUUUAUUUAAAACUGACAUUUAUUCAACCUUGAAACACUAUUGGUAUCGUUGAAUAUUUGGCAGUUUAUAUAUUUUUGGUGAUUAUUGUUCAAAAUUUUUAAAACGAAUUGCAAUAAUAUUAAAAUUAUUUUUUUUUGCUAUUUUAAAUGUGUGAAAUGUAAAGCUGUUUGUAUAUGGACUUUUAAAAACGGUAUAAAAACAUUUUGCUGUGAUUUACUUGUAAAGUGAUUGGCUUUUGUUCAGUGUAUCUCAAAUUGGGAUGCCAGUGAAUUGUUAGGGUGCUGGUCACAUGACAUUGGUCAUGGAAAUAAAUGAACUGCCACAUCUUAAAAAGAAUUUUUACUUUGUUUAAAAAAAAAGGAAAGAAUAUGAUUGGAGAGAGCUAAUAUAAUUGAUUACACUUUUCUUGUUGUUUGAUUAAAAUAUUAUUAUUCUAGCAUUUUGAGAGCAUCAGAUAUAUAAUUUGGCUUAUUGUCUAGGAACAAAAUGUUUUCUCAUGCAUCACUAUUAUGCUUUGAAAGACUUUGCUAGUGAAUCUUAACAUUGUUUUGAAAGUGAGGCUUGCUUUAGUUCAUAGAGUAGAUAGAAGUCAUAGGCAUGUAGUGAAUGGUUUGACAUAACUAUAGAUAAUUAUAUCAGUUUUAACUCAGACUUACUUGUGAUUUGAGUUAAGUUUCAAUGUCAACUGCAACUGUUUGAAAUGUACAUGAAGAUGUAAUACAAUUGAAAGACAUCUAAUGUGAAUUCCAUAUUUAAUAAUUGAACUAUACCUGAAAAGAAUUUGUGCUAAUGAAGUAGCAAUGCAUUAUCAACAUGGAUAUUGUACUUUUGAACUUGCUAUUUUGGCAAUCCUCUUUGCUCAUCUUGCCAAUGUUAUAUAACUUAAAAGUGCAAGAUUGUCAUGAAGUAUUUAUACAUCUUACAUUGUGUCAUUCUUGAUUUCAAGUUUUUUUGUCCUGCAAACACCAAGGCCCAACUGCUGUGAAAAUGUUCAUGCUACUUCAAGCAGUUGGUCAAUAAACAGUUGCUAUUGCAGCCCAUUUUCUCCCAUGACUAUCUGGCAAGCUAAGUUGGCAUACACUGGCCACUAAGAACAUCAAUUGAAAGAACUAAUCUUACUCUUAACUGAAGCAGAGAGGGGUGGGUUAGUACUUAUUUAUGAGUAUGGGUGUUUGUUUAAUAAUAAAAUAGGAACAAAGAUUCAGUCCACUUCAAGUAUGAGAUCCAUUAAGACUUUUGAAUUCUGUUAAAACUUGUAAAUGUAAUAAAUAUAUAAAUUACACUCUCUAACAAAUGACAAUACAUGGUGUUUAUAUGACUGGAUUAAAUGAAAAGGAUUCAUAAAUAACUUACCCCCAGUGUUUACUGUAAUACAUCUAAUACUUUUGGAAUACAAUAAUACUAAUAUCAAUAUUUCUAUUGCUUCAUGUUCUCAGACAAAUAAUAAUGAUUAGUCAUCUUGUUUCUGUCCAUAAACCAGUGGUUUCUAUGAAAUGAUUUCUAUUUUUAUAACUAACUGUAAUUUUAUUUGUUACUUUUUUUAAGUUUCAUAUUUUGUAUUUAUUAUUAUUAUUAUUCUAUUUUAAAAAAAAGGAGGGAGGUAUAUUUAAAAUGUCAUUUUAAAAAAGCAAAUAAAUGCAGUUUACUAUCUUUUUAUAAAAAAUCUGUAUAAAAUCAGUCAAGUUGGUCUGUGACCAAUGACAGGAGAGUAUUUUUUAAAUAGCUUUCAUUGUAGAAAUGGUUGUUCAGAUCAUUGGUAAACCCAAUAUAAUUGUAAGUCCCCUAGUCCUGUCUGCACACUGGUUUAGCUUUUAUUUGUAUUUAUUUUAAAUGUUGAUAAUAUUAAUAUUUAUUGAUUAUUUCUAAGUUACAGAAAUCUUGUAAAGCAAGAGAAAUAUAAUAAGCAAAAAGAAAACAAAAUGUAAUAAAUGUUAAUGAUUGAUGAUUUCGUCACAUAUUAGUACUGACAUUUUGAACCUGUUAAGUCUUUCAUAUUUUAAAAAAAAAUCUAAAGUUGGGUGAUCUAGAUCUAGAAAAUAUCAUGCAGUAUUAGCAUUGGUUAAAUCAAUGGUUUCUUUUUUUUUCUUUUACAAAGCUUAUAUCAACUCACUUUGUGUGGUAAAAAGUUUGUGCAUGUUAUUUCUCUGAUAACUAUCUGUGUUCAAGCUGAAAUUUUGCACAAUUAUCUCUUCUACCUGACAACACAAGAAUAAAAAAAAACCCAA